AACGGUCAAACAUUUAACAGUAGACGGUUUGAACAGCAUGCUUUCGAAAUGUAGUGGAUGACGAGUUGGCAUGAUACCUAUUAUUCGGGAAUUAACAAUCAAUCUAGUUUAUUUUUACUCAAUUAUUAAACGAUAGUGUUAAUUUUGUUUUAAUGAAAUGAGUAAAGCAACGGAUGAUGAUGAGCGUAGAAGACGCUCCUUGGAGGCGGGUAGAGAAAUGCUAGAAAAGUACAAAGCGGAAAGAGCUGAUAAGGCUCAAGGUGCGGGUCACAGUCAAAUGGGCGAAGCAUCUGAUGAAGAAUCUUUUCACAAUGACAAAUCUAUCGGACAUAGGGAGUCUUACGCACAUGAAGGUAUAUCAUCUAGAGACAUGACACAAAGUAGUGUUAGCAUGAGUGAAGGAGAAGCAGAUGGGGAUUUAGAAGGACUUGCAGGAAGGGUAGCCCAGUUGGAAGAGCUAUUACAUGGAAAGGAGGCCAUAGUCGAGGCACUGAAUGCAGAAAUAGAUCAUUUAAGAGCAGAAACCUCAUCCCCAAAUUCUUCUCAAAGUCAAAAUAGCAGUAUACAUAACAGAGAUGUUAUAUCUUUGUACCAUAUAAAAUUGCAAGAGUUUGAAAAAGCAGUGAAUCAACGUGAUAACCUGAUAGAAGAUUUGACAUGGUCUUUACAGCAUGCACUGGCUGUAAGAGAUGAUCUUGUAGCCCAAUUGAAUUCUUUAAAUGCCAUGAACAUAUCUUGUAAAGACAAUGCUACUGCUGCGAAUAAUAAAAGUUUGCAAGAAAAGAUUGAUACUUUAGAGCAAACUUUGAGUGACCAAAAGUCAACAAUACAGAAAUUAAAUGGUCAGUUGGUGCAAAUUCAAGAGCAUGUGCAGACGUUAGAAAUGGAGAAAGAAACGCAAAACGCUGAAAUUAACGAUUACAAGUUACAAAUAGAUAACCUUAACGAACAGAUUCGUGUCGGUGCUGCUGAUAAAAAUUUAAAUAUUGCUGAAACUUUAGAGCAACAGAAACAAUACGAGGCACGUGUUGAUAAGAUCAAACAAGACAUGCAACAUAUAUUGAAGAAGUUCACGGCCGAAACAAAUAUAAAUACCACGCGUCAUCAACAGGAGGUGAAAGAUUUAGUUGCAAAGCAUGAAACUGAAGUAGUGAACAUUCAAGAGAAGUACGAAGAACGUUUGAAACAAUUAAAGGAAGAAAAUAAAUUAUUGGCUGAUCGUUUGAAUAAAGAAUUGCCAGAUCUAGAGACCAGGCAUGCUAAAGAACUCUCAAUAUUUCAAACCCAAUUGGCUCAUUACAAAAAGACAGUCGAGGCCCUAAAACUUGAACUAGUGAAUCGUUCUGAGUCUCAAAAAACUGCGCACGCUGAACUAAAUGAAUAUAAAUCAAAACUGAACGAGCUGAAGGUACAUUCUGAGAAGGCUAUGCAUCUGCAAAACCUGGAUCAUCAAAAAGAAAAAGAGAUGCUAGGUGAACAGAUUAAAUUGCACAAGUUACAGCUGGAAGAGAUGACCUCAAAGUACAUUGCUACGACCGCGAUCUUGGAGUCGAAAGAGAGUAUCGAACGUUCGUUGGAGCAAGCGCUGACGAAUGCCGCUACGCUGAAAGAAGAAAAUGAAAGUUUGAAGUUCAAGCUAGACGAUUUGUCGUCAAGAUAUUCAGCGGCACAGUCGUUAAUUGAAAACAGCCAAGCACACGAACGUACUCUGAGCAACAGAAUCUAUGACUUGGAGAAAUCUCUGUCCAGACUGAGCGGCAUCAACAUGAGUACACUGAGUGAAUUAAACCAGACCACAUACCAAACUUUUGAUGAAGUAGCGCUUCAAUAUCAGUUAACAAAGCAGAAAUUUGAAGAGAAAGCUGAAUUGGAAAAACUGUUAGUUCAGAGAAUUGAGAAUUUGGAAAAGGAUGUUUGCAAAACCAGGGAAGAGUUAGACCAGGCGAAUCUUGUUAAGAAAUCGUAUGAGAAACAACUGAAAGAUAUGAAGAAUACCUGUGAUAAGUAUAAAUCAGAACUUAAUUCUUUGAAAAAUGAAUCAAAUGAUCAGAGUAGCUCACAAGUUGACGAAGAGAACAAGUUAUCUAGUCAGAAACAUAACGUUGCCGAUCUUUUGCGUAAAACUGAAGAGGAUCAACAAGAGAUUAAAAAGCUGAAAGCGGUUCUUGAACAAAAAGAAACAGAACUCACGGAAUCGAUGAAGAAAAUGUGUGAUCUAUCAGAAAAGUUGAAGAGAUCUGAGGAAGAGACUGAGCAAUUGAAAAAUGGUUUGGCCACGGCAUGGGCUCAAUGCGCAGAAGUUGAAGAAAAAUUGAAUCAAACGUUAGCGUUGAAUGAUAGCAAGCUCGAUAUUUCUGUGCCAUCGUCCAGUUACAGUAGUGCCUUGAUGAAGCAAUUCAAGCUAGGUAGAGGUCCAAAUGAUUCUGCAAAUACGUCCCAUGAUCAGAGCACGGAUACAAACAAAAUCUCAUAUGAGAAGGAUGCACAAACAGAUAACGCAAGGACAAUAUCGUUACAGGCAAAACUAACAGCUGCUUCAGAAGAAAAUGAAAGGUUGUUGAAGGAGCUGGAAUACUUGAUGGAAAAACAAGUCAAUUACGAAGAGAUUAAAAAUAAAUUGAAACACUUUUCUACGCUCUCAGAAAAUCUUUCGAUCGAAAGGGAACGUCUUACUGAAGAAAAUAAAGCCCUGAAGAAAAAACUGGAGAAUGUACAAUCGUUGCAAGAAUCUGUUAAUCAGUUGAGAGCAGAGAAAGAACUGUUGCGUAAAGAGAUGGACGCGUUGGUCUGCGUUCACGACGAGCAAAUAAACGCGAUAAAAGCAGAGACAGCAUCAGAAAUUAGAAAAGUGCAGUCUUUGAUGCUGGGCUUGAAGGAAGGCACUGCUGAAUUGAAUGACUUGAAAACCGAGUUGGAAAUGCGUCACGCCAAAGAAAUGGAAGAACUGCGAACAUACUUUGAACAAAAAUGUUUGCUAAUGGAAAAACAGUAUUCUGAAGAGAUAUUCAGUCAACAAUCGAAGAAAAUGUCUGAUAAUGAUAGUGAAAUUGCUGACUUAACUGAUGGCUUAUAUUAUGGAGGUGCUGGUGACUGUCUGAACAUUUCCAACAUCUCUGGAAAGAGCUCCAGACUUGGUUCUCCAAUAGCAGAUGAUAAUUCAAGACAAAAUAGCAACACUUUUAAUAAUCAUAGCAAAAAUGAACUUGAGUACAAGAUUAACAUGAAAGCUUUGCAACAAGAACUGCAAAAUAAAAUAAUUGAAGUGCAAGAAAUGAAACUGCAUUAUGAGAAAGCAUUGGAAGAUCAGAAGACCAUGUACGAAAGGGAACUGUAUGAUAUUAAAGAAAAAGAGAGACAUGACUUUCUACGAAACGUAGUCAAUCAGCAUUGUCAAACAGAAUGGGAUGCGGGUGCGUUGGAAAACGGUGAAUUAACGCAACUGCGAGCAGCCUACGACCAUCAGUUGGAAGAACAGAUUGCUCUAGCUAAAAUGGAUAUUAUCACUGCUCUUCAAGAACAAAUUCAGGCUCUCCUAGUAGUUGAUUCGGAUUCUGAAGAUAACUGGUCACCAGAAUUGCUGAAAUUAAGAGAUAAACUCACCAACAAUGCAAAACGUGAAGUGCAGCAGCUCAAAGAUGCCCAUGCUGCAGAGGUGCAACGAUUAAAAGAAGAACAUUCUCGCAAUUUGGCUAGAAUGAUCGAUCGUCAUCAAGAGGAGCUUCACAAAGUUAAGUCAGAAGGUGCCUGGAACGAUGGUGGAAGACGAGAUCCAGACAGAAAUUCACUUAUAGAUAACAAGAUUCUCGCGGAAAGAAAUAGCUUGACUAAAACAUGUGCCACUCUCAAGUCAUUAAUUGAGGAGUUGAUCAAAUAUUUUGUCAUUUGUGAAGAGGAAGUUAACAAUACGCUUAUUACAGAAGUGCUCAAAAGACAAUUAUCUGAUAGUUUAAAUAAUGAUAAAUCCUUGAAGUUAGAUGAAAUUGAGGGAUCAAAGAGAAGUUCAGAAUCCGAUACUUUAAACUCUUCUGAAAUGAAGAUCCAUAGAGUUCAUUUUGCUCCACAAACUACUGAAAUAGUUUCUAUAAUAAACAGUAAUACCGAUAUCUUGCCAACUAUACUGGAAGAAGAUGAAGAUAUAACAGAAAAGUUGAAACAGGGAUUAAGCAAUUGUGUGCGUCGCUUAAAGUCUGAGAGCGCUGAAAUUCUUGGCACUUCUUUAUCCACCGGUGAAGGUCGACGUAAUUCGCUUUCAAAAGAAGUUGUAUGGAUGAAUAAAGCGAACGAAGAGCUAAACAUGAAGCUGCGUCAUGCGGAAGCUUUGAUCAUGGGUUAUCAAGAAGAAGCAGAGCAAUUGAAAGUAACUAUUCUGGAGCUUCAGAGGAAAUUGAUCAAUGCGGAGAAUAAAAAAGAAAUCAUUACGGAAGGCUAUGGGGAGAAUGAUGAGAUUGGUAGCGAUAUUAUAUUGGAGGAUUUUUCACAGUUACAAGAGAAAGCGAGACAUGCCUUGUCGAACGGUGGCGAAGACUGUUCAGAAUUGUUGCAAUUGAUAGAGGGGUUAUGUAGAUACAAUGAUAAAUUAAUGGAAGACGCGAGAAAAGAAAGGGAAGAUCUACAACGACAGCAGGUGCCUUUAGAACCUACUCCUCCCCCAUACAUUCACAGGGUACGCUGCCGAAAGAUUGAUGCAGCGGAUAAACAGUUAAAAGCAACCCGCAAAUUUUUGGAUGAACAAGCAAGCGAAAGUGAAGCUGAACGAGACGAAGCGGCAAAGCAAAUCCACCUGUUGCAGGAACAACUUAAGGAAAAGGAACGAGAGAAAGAGAGAGACUUGCGUAUUUCAUCCGAGCAGUCUACGUUAUCACCUGAAGCAACAUCAGAGGUCCCUGCGAUUCAAGCUUCUGAGAUCAAAGCAGCUGUGGAGGUUCUUGAGUCCCAAAUGAGGGAGAUGUCCUCUAUGAUGUCUGAUACAGAGGCAAAGAAAACUGAAACUGAGAGCGAACUGAAAGCAGCUAUUGACAAAAUUUGGGUGCUAAGAGACAUCAUUACUGAUUUGGAGCAGCAGCUACAAAUAAAGACUGAAAAAGAAGAAUCUUUACAGAUGCAAAUCAAUCAGUUAGAGACGGUGAUUGCCGCUCAGACUAAAAACCAACAUGAAUUGGUGCAAGAACUGGAUGCUGUUAAAAUGGGCAGUGAAAGUAAACGACUCAAUGAACACAUCAGUCAGUUAGAGGAAGAGUUAAGAAAGCAUAAGCUAAGUUCAGAACAAUUUAAAGUGAACUCUGCCGCAUUGAAACAGAUGAAAACAGAACUCCGUGAUAUGCAAAAUCAAUUGGAAAAGAGAAUUAAGGACUUAGAAUCUGUCCACAUGUGCAGCUCUAAUUUAAGUUUGAGUCAACCAAGCGAGGAUGUAUCUAUCAGAGAGCAAAUAGACGCUUCGAGGUGUCCUACUCCUGAUGAUCCUAAUUCUCCACCAAUGUUGCCUCUUGAUCAGCUACUCAAACUUAAAGAUAAAAUGUUGAAGCAUGCCAGAGUCGAGGAAGUUGCAUUCAAACGAAUCAAAGAUCUAGAAAUGCAAGUUGCAGCUCUUAAGAAUCAAAAUGAGGAAUUACAAGCAGAGCAAGAAAUUUUACAGCAAACUGCUUCUGAACAGUUAUUCCAGAUAGAAGCAAUGCGUGGUCGCUUAGAGCAGCACAAACAGAGUGCUCCGUUUGCUCAGAGACAAGCUACGUCUCGUUUAGAGUUACAGCUACAUGAGGCUAAUGCAAAAUUCCAAUCUCUAGAAAGAACCAUUGCUGAAAAAGAUUUGGAGUUGGAGGAUGUAAGAAGUCAACUCGAUAGAGUUAAUCAGCUGCUGCAAGAGAAAGAAGCAGAAAUUGCAAAUGUGGUGCAAGUAGAAAGUACAACGAUUCAGAAAUUAAGGCAGCAUUUAGAGAUUCUUGAAGAUGAAAAGAAAAUUCUACAGACAAAGGUUGGUGUUCAAGAGCAUGCUCAAUUAGAGCUUCCGCGAUUAAUAGACAGCAUGUUGGCUGAUAAAAACGAAGAAAUAGAUCACUUGAAGGAACAGUUAUCCAAGAAGGAAAAGCAACUCGAAAUGUAUUCUUCACUGAAUUUAGACGAGACACAGUUGCGAGAACUAGCACGUCAAACAGAAGCAAAGAACAGUGCCCGCACUUUAAGCGAUAUUUUGUCCAUUCAUUCAGAAUGCGAGGAAACGAUAGAGGCUAUUCGUGGCUCGAACGCGAUUCAAACGCUGCCUAAUAUUUCUACUUUCAAAGUUCCCACUCCUGCUGUUGCAUCCAAAAUCGUGGAUGACUCCGUGCCUUUAAUGAACUCCACAAAAAUGGACGUGCACGUACCUCCUUUGGAUCUAGGUUCUCACAGUUCAUCCGCGGCAUCCAAUCAACAAUCUGGAAUGAUCGAUUUACUACACAGUGGCCUAGGCUCCAGAAUUUCAUCUUCGGAUAAUAAUUUCUCAACGGAAAAAACUGAAGAGAUUACACGGACACAGGAAUCGCGCAAAGAAUGUACUGGUACUAAAAGUAGAUUACAGGAUACAUCAAUGAAGUAUACACAGACAUCGAUUAACGAGACAUUGAAAGAGGUGCAGGAUUUAGAGAAUCAGGUGCAGACAAUAAGAGAGGAAUUACAAAUGAAGUCAGCGAUACUGGACAAACGUGAGUUAGACUUGGUAACUCUGCAGAAGCUGUACGAUGAGCUGCAAGUAGAGUUCAGGGAAGUGGUCGAGACGCUUACAAGAGACAAAUGCUUCUAUCAGAAUCAGUACGAGUUAUUACAAGUAUCGGAGGAAAAAAUAAAGAAGGAUCUGCAGGAGGUGGAGAAUGUUUUAAAAUUGAGGACUGAAGAACUACAAGAGCACAAGAAUAAAAUGCAGGUGAAUGAGAAAAUCAUUAUGGAAUUAAACCAAGAGAAUACCAAGCUCAAAAAAGAUAUAGAGGAGAAAGAUCAAGAACAGACGAAAAAGUAUACUAUGCUAUGGCAGGAAAAGAUGGAAGAGUUGCAGAAUUUCAGGGCUGCCAUCCUGGAAAAAGAUAUCACGAUUGAAACUAUUCAGACGCGUAACAUCGAGAUCGAGAAUGAGAAUAAACAGCUGUACGAGUUUAAGACCAAGUAUCAGCUAACGAAGCAGGAAUUGUUGGAAUGCCAAAACGAGAUUCAGAGAUUAACCGAGGGCUUAAAUAAUAGGGACCAGGUCAUUAGAAGACUGGAAGAAAUGGCUAGACGUACCAGUUAUUCGGGAACUUCCUCACCAUCCAAUGAGAAAGACCAGGAAAUACAUCAUUUACAGGAAUAUCUGAAGGAAAAGGAUAAAGUCAUACGUCAAAUGAGCGACGACAGUAAGAGCUUACACAAAGCUCUAGAAACUAUACAAAACAAGAUGAAGGAAUCUGGAAACGUAAUUGAACUGAGAAAGAAACUGAAAGACGAGCGAAAAUUGAACGCGGAAUUAAGGAACAUGGCGGAGAAGUUAAGCAAGGAAUUGUUUGACUUAAAAUCAGCUGCACAAAGAUCACAGGACGACACUGACAUAGAAGACAUGGUUCAAAGAGAGUUGAAUUUAUCAGCCCAUUUGGACAGGCAAAUUAUGAAUGCCAUUGAAAGUGACUCAGACGACAAGGUAGUUAGAUUAGAACGACAAGAUCAGUACCAGGAUUAUCAGGAUGGAAGAUUAAUGGACUUAAAAAUGAAAUUAAGUCAGGCCCAUAAAAUCAAUGAAGAGCUAAAGAAAUUGAAGGAUGAUUUAGAAAUUGAGAGAGGAAUGUUGAAGUGUCAAAUAGCAGAAUACGAAGGUAGGAUUUUCCAACUGAAAUCAGAUCUGGUAGAAGAAUCGAAGAAACUGGAGAAAGUUGAAGAAGAACUCUCCUCCGAGAAAAAUCUCGUUCGUACAUUGAAGAUUCAAAUUGAGAAGGAGCAUAGGGCAAUGCAGUCUGGACAUAUUCAGGAUUCGGAACUGAUCGAAUUUCUUCAGAAUAAGUUGAAGACGUCACUGGACAACGAGGCGAAGCUUCGCAAUGACCUUUCAUCGUUGCGUCAAGAGCAUAAGAGCUUAGAGAUACAACUGAGUUUGAUGAAGGAUCAUAUGGAGUCUCAAAAGACAGAUGGCUUACCCAAACUUGGAGAUUUAUUGGAAACUGAAAGAAAGAAGUAUUUGACAUUGAUGGAAAAUUUCGAAAAGGAGAAACGAGAUACUGCUGAAUUGAAAGAUACCCUGAAGAAGCUUCAAAUGGAGAAGAGUAGAUUCGAAAAGCAACUGGAAGUAGAGGUGGAAGAGAAAGAGAAGUUGAUAAGUAGUCUGGCACUGAUAGAAGGAAUUAAGGAUCAUCUUCAAACUGAUGUAAGAAGAACCAAAGAAGAACUGAGAGCACGAGAGGAGGAAUGUGACUGGCUACAGAAGAAUAUCAAGACUAUGUUAGAUGCAGACAGCAGGAGACAGGAACAGAGAACCAGCGAACAUAACGAGCUUAAAGCAUUGAGAAGAGAAAUUAACAACACCAGAAAAGUCAUGAUGGAUUUAGAGGCUGAUAUGAAACAGUCAAAAAGAGAACUGACAGAAUCCCUUCAACGUGAAAUGAAAUUGGCUGAAGCCUUGGAGAAUCUCAAGGGAAGAGAAACUGAUCUUCUCAAAAAAUUAUCUGCUGCUAAAGAAGAAGAAAAGAAAUUAAAGGAAACGAUUCUUGAAUUACAACUGGAUCUGAGAACUUCUACUAGAGCAGAAUUGGAAGCUGCCAGUGAAUUGAAGAGUAGAUUUAUGAAUGACAAGAAUGUUCCUGCAAAAUACAUACAAGAGAUUCAGGAACUAAGGGAAAUCAAUGCAAAAUACAUAAACGAGAAUGGAGUAUACCAGGAGAAGCUCACGAAAGCACGGGAGGAGAAGGAACAACUAAAUAAAAGGUUAGAGUAUUUCUUUGGAAAGUACAUACGAGCCGAAAGCAAACGCAACGCUUUAAGGUAUCAGAAGCGUUACUUGUUGAUCAUAAUUGGAGGAUAUCAACUGUCAGAAGAGAACACGCUAAGUGUUCUUGCUCAAUUGACUCGCGAACAACGAUCUUACGCUGUCAAGAAUUACAACAAAAAGACACCUAAAGUACGGUUUAAGAGUGCAGUGCUGGUCUUCAUUAGCAUACACCGGAUGAAGCGACUGAUUUUAAGAUGGAGCAUUGGAAAACGGAUAGGAGUGAAGACGUUGCUCCAUAAUCCUGAUCAGGCAUUUGUAUCGGUGCCAAAAGUUGCUACGAAUCAUUCACCUCCUGUUAGAGAAAGGCGUACUACAAAUGGAGACAGUGGUUUUGAUGGAUUCGCGCUUGAACAGUAUUAUCAACGAUUAAAGAACAUUCAACAGACAUUAGGUUUAGCGAUGGCAGAAUCUGGAAGUCGUCCGAUUAUUCCGGAAUAGUAUUACAAACGUCUAAGUCUCAUAAAUUGUUAAGGCAAGAAUCGUACUCUGUUACUGUGAUGGCGAUGUCACAUUGUUUUUAUAUGCAACCAUCAGCUCAUGGUUUGCAUUGGGAUUGCUGUUUCCAUUUGUGUUUAGUCAAAUGGAAACGAUUGAAAACUGGGCAUUUCGAUGAGAUACGUUGUUGAAACUUGAAUCCACUUUACCCCGUAUUUUUUUUACCAAUUGUAAAUAGAACUAUAGCAUAGAAAUUACCAGUUGUUGAAGAUUCGUUGAGUCCUUGUAUCGUUUACCAUACAGCGUGCUAUUAACUGUACUAUUAUCGUAAGUAAUUUUACCAGAUAGCUUUAAGUAUUCUUGCUGAUAUAUCGUGUUUUACCAAAGUUAUGAUAGAUUACGUAUAAGCAUGUUAUUCACGUUAAGGAAACAAAUCUUGUGCCUUGUACAUUGUAAUAAGUGUUUAGUAUUUAUUUAUUGACGACCUGUACGUUUUUAUAUUGUGAAUAAAAUAUCUGAAUGACUUUCUACGAAGACCAAUAAGUUGAAAGGACUUGACGGCAAUAAUUUUUUACACAUAGAGAUAUAUUAUCGAUAUAUUUAUAUAUAUAUAUUUUAACAAAAUGUAUCUAUAGUGUUGCCUCUUUAUAGUUCAAUAAAUACAUUCGCAUUUUGUACGGUUUGUAAUACUAUUUGAAACGUGCAAAUUGUUUUUAAUGGAUACACGUUUAACAGCACUUAAGUAUGAUCGUUACGAGGAUUCUCUGGUCCAUUGUGAUAGAAUGAGAACUAAAUUUACAUUGCAAAGAAGAUUUUGCUUAUUAACAGUGUCACAUAAACUAAUGAGAAGUAACACUAAUUAACAGUUGCGAAGAUAGCAAAUUACGUAGAGAUCUAUAGUAUCUUUCCAGACGUUUGUUUAACAAUAUCUAAUCACAAUGUGUCGUUACAUCGCGUCUGAAAAGAACAAACGCAACUUUUAUAGAAGCUAGAUGUUAUUUACAUAUGUACAAUAAGAUAUAUGAUAAAAUAUAUAGCAAUCAUUUUAGCUUUGUAUAUCUUUGAUAUAUCUAAAGCUACAUUUGAAUUUGUUCAAUGUAAUCUAAGAAUGUAAGGCUUUUUAUGUUGUUUGUUCGAAGACAUACCUUGAACAGUGCAAAUUUGAGGGUGCGUUUAGACUGAGCGAGCGAAUGUUUAUUUCCUCUUUGUAUUUCGGUUAAGUUUAAAUAUAAACCAACAGUUUUUCUA
This is a messenger RNA of Megachile rotundata (alfalfa leafcutting bee), 10657 nucleotides long. RefSeq lists its product as uncharacterized. Gene Ontology annotation, molecular function: molecular adaptor activity. Gene Ontology annotation, biological process: signal transduction. NCBI's taxonomy places the organism in Eukaryota, Metazoa, Arthropoda, Insecta, Hymenoptera, Megachilidae. The record is from RefSeq and is a predicted model, not a curated record.